Messenger RNA from Peronospora farinosa, 2259 nucleotides. Lineage: Eukaryota; Oomycota; Peronosporomycetes; Peronosporales; Peronosporaceae. The record is from the annotation of a GenBank genome assembly.
AUGUCGUCACGACCUCUAAGCGCGCGUAAGGGUCUGCGCAAUGACUUGGGCUCAAACAACUGCUUCCUUAACGUCAUCAUCCAAAGUCUAUGGCACGUACGCAGCUGUCGCGUGCUCAUUUCUACGGGCGACCACGCAGUACAUCAUCGCUGCGGUGGUAAACCCACGAACGCCAGCACUUUGGAAACAAUGACCAUCACUCCGUGUCUCUUGUGCGAAUUAGAGCAGAUUUUUAUCAUGUACCAGUUUGCAGAACAGCCGGUACUGGAUGUAAAUCGUGUACGUCUCGCUCUAAAUGAGACAUUUGCUCUUGGAGCCAUGAACGACGCGACCGAGACACUGGAAGCCAUUUUGGAUGCUCUACACUAUGAUACAUUCAACCGAAUGCUGCUAUUACGUCGAAGAAGCCCAUAUAAUGCCGCUAUUAUUGAUGGAUCAAACAAGAUGGAAGAAAUGUCCGAGUCUUUACGUCAAGAUGCAUCCGCUAUAAUCUGUGAGCCACAGUGUGUGGCCCACAGAUUGUUUCAAAUGAACUUGAUGGAACUUAAAGUCUGUGCUUCUUGUGGUCAUACAGCUGAGCCUCUUAUGAACACGGACUUUUUGUAUCGAGUUUAUGCUCAAGAGCUGCUGAAUAGUGCAAGAGCUGGACUAGAAGGAGAGAAGAAGAUGACAUUGGAGGAAGUACUGCGACUUGAAGCACAGGCACAAGAUGUGGCUGGAACUUGUGAUGCAUGCGAGAAAGGAGGACAACGAGCGUUAAGCAGGUGGAUUCUUACACUGCCCAUGGUGUUUUCCAUCAGCAUUAUCUGGUCCAGUAGCCAUGUGAACAAGACGGACAUCAAGGACUGGAUGGUACUUUUAUCCUCGCAGUGUACAUCUGGCAGAGAUGGCAAAGAGUUGCAGCAAACUCUAGAUUUAGGCCGCAUCUUUCGAUUGGAUAAAUCGGCAGAGGUAUCAUCGUUGUACUCGUUCAGAGGUCUUGUGUGCUACUAUGGACGACACUAUGUGGGCUUCUUUGCAAGUCGGAGUCUGGAUGAGGCGGGAGUUGAACGUGAACGCUGGUUCUUGUUUGAUGAUACACGUGUUAAACUUGUGGGAACAUGGGCAGAUGUCCGCCUGCGUGUCGAGCGCGGAGGGUAUCAGCCAACGUUGCUAUUCUACGAACGCAACGAAAUUGAGCUUGAAAAUCUUGAGAAGAUAUCUGCUGAGAUUCACAAGUGGUGGGAAGCAUCAGCUGAUGAACCGGAUAGUGCAACACCGGACGAAAUGACGGAGAAAAGCUCUGCAGAUAACAUGGUUAAGAAUGGCAAGGGGGCACCACACGAAAUUGAGCUCAGUGGAGGCAUUGAGGACGAACUGUUGGCAAAAAUGGAGCGAAGCGUCCGUAUAACUCAGGAACAUCCACUUUCGCCACUGAUUUCUAGUAUUCCUAGCAAAUUGCCGACAAGUCCGAUCUCGCUUCCUCCCCGAGCACCAAAAUUAAUGACUGUGGAGAAUGAAUUGCAAGUAAUAGACGGGUGGCGCGACGAGGAUAUGCAUCUGCAUUUAGCCCACAAAUCCGCUCAAGACUCUCUAUCAAGACUUAAUGGCAUUUUGUUAAAAGACAAAGGUCCGCAAUCUACUCCUGUUGAUGGCCGAGCAGUCUUUCGCCUGGCGAUGUCACAAUCUAUGCAGCGCUCGGUUCGCUUACGUGACUACUCCGUGCGCCACUCCGUCGAAAAACAAAUUGAUGUAAAUCCUGACAAGAUUUUUGAGGAUGAAGCUCCAUCCAUGGAAGAGGAUACUCACGCAGAAACUCGUCCUAUUAGCCCUGCACUGACAUUGCCUGACAAAGUGGAGGCAGAAGCAGAGCAAAUCCCGCUAAAGGUGUUUGAUGUUCGCCUCAAUGCUUCGGACGGAGGAAUCGGCUUACUUUUGGAUGAAACUACAAACAACGGCUAUAGGCCUCUAUCAACAUCAAUGGACUGUAAGAAAACGUUCACCGUAUCUGGUUUUGAAGUCAAUGGUGCAGGUGCUAAGCUACCAGCCGAAGCUAGUGGGGCAAUACGCACGGGAGAUAUUCUUGUGGGCAUCAAUGGUCACAUGUUGAAAAACGAAGAACUUGUAGACGUGCUGGAAAUGCUUUUAAUGUCGUCCAAUCCAGUUCAGCUCAAAUUUCAUCGUACUCAGCCGUGGGCAUGUCCUCGCUGUACGCUUUUGAACGAAACAAUGAUGACAACAUGUGCAGCGUGUGGACACGCAAUACCCUGGAAAGAGUGA